AUGCGACUCUUCAAAUCACUGGCGACGGUCACGGCGGCCCUGGUGGCUCUGCCAUCACUCGUCACAGCCGAACGAAUGCUGUUGUCCACUUCGUUGAACUCGUGUCAAAAGAACUCCAGAUUCGAAGCCAGCCUUUUCAACGUUGUGUACACCCCUUCGAAUAACUCCGCGUCCAUCGAUGUCGUGGCCACCAUUUCGGUGCAGGGCAAGGCGACAUUUAGCUUGGCCGUGUCAGUCUACGGCUACCAACUCAUCCAGCAAGACCUCAACCCAUGCAACAUGGCCGGGCUAGAAGGAAUUUGCCCGUUGGCUCCCGGAAAGCAGCAAUUUACAUUUACCGUGCCCGUCCCUGCGAGUUCCGUCAAGGACGUUCCCGGUAUUGCCUUUACCAUCCCCGACUUGGACGCCUCGGUGCGUGUCAAGAUGAACUUGAUUGACACCAAGGAGCAAAUUGCCUGUGUGGAGGCCAGGAUUUCCAACGGCAAAACCGUUGAUCUAAAAGGCGUCAAGUGGGCGACGGCCAUUAUUGCUGGGCUGGCGCUCUUGUCGUCGGCUGCAGUGAGCGGGCUGGGCCAUCUAAACACGGCCGCCCAUGUUGCUGCCAACUCCCUUUCCCUGUUUGGAUACUUUCAAGCCCAAGCGAUUAUUGGGUUGACUGGCGUGCAUCUUCCGCCUAUUGUGCAGGCGUGGACCCAGAACUUCCAGUGGUCCAUGGGGAUCAUUCACGUUACGUUUAUGCAGAACAUCUUUACGUGGUAUCAGCGGGCGACGGGCGGAACCCCUUCGACCUUGUUUUCCACGAUUCGCAGCAUCUCGGUUCAAGUUGAGAAGCGUAGUGUCGACAUGGCCCAGCGUGGUCUUGCGAUGCUCCCCGACAAGGUGUCCAGCUCGACGGGUCCCUUGAUGAAGCGCGCAGGAAAUAUCGUUAAUGAAUCCGGCUCUUUUCUCGUAGUUGGUAUCCAGCGAGUGGCCUUCCGCGCCAAGAUUGAAUCGACAAACCUCUUUUUGACCGGUUUCAUCUUCUUUUCGUUGUUUGUGAUCUUCACUCUCAUCGGCGUUGUGGCCUUCAAAGGCAUCCUCGAGCUUUUCGCAUCAAAGGGUCUCAUGGCAAAGGACAAGUUUCUGGAGUUUCGAAAAGGGUGGCGCAUCAUUCUCAAGGGCAUCAUGUUCCGCGUCUGCCUCAUUGGCUUCCCGCAGGUUGCCAUUCUCUGCCUCUGGGAGCUGACACAGAUUGAUUCCCCGGCGCUGGCCGUUUUGGCCGUGGCCCUCUUCCUGGCCGUGAUUGUGACACUUGGUUGGGGUGCCAGCAAGGUGAUUCGAAUUGCGCGUCGGUCGAUUGCCAUGCACAGGAACCCGGCCUACAUUCUCUUUUCCGAUCCGCAGGCCUUGAACAAAUGGGGGUUUCUAUAUAUCCAGUUCCGUGCGUCGGCCUACUUCUUCGUGGUUCCCGUCUUGGGCUACGUGUUGAUCAAGGCCAUGUUUGUUGCCUUUGGGCAAAGGACCGGUCUGGCACAGGCCAUUGGCUUUCUCAUCCUAGAGUUGGCUGCUCUGAUUGCAUGUUCCGUCAUGCGUCCGUGGAUGGACAAGUCGACCAAUUCGUUCAACAUUGCCAUUUAUUCGGUAAACUUUAUUAACGCUAUUUGCUUGCUAGUGUUUUCCAACGUUUUCGGGGCUCCUGGUCUUGUCAUUGGUGUCGUGGGCGUUGUAUUUUUUAUUCUUAAUGCUGCCUUUUCGCUUGUUCUCUUGCUCAUGGUCAUCAUAUCAACCACCAUUACCUUCUUCCGAAAGAACCCCGACGCCAAGUAUCAGUACAUGGCUGAUGACCGCGCCUCCUUCAUGCGGUCCCAAACUCACUUGACGACGACGACGGAGCUCGACGCCCUGGCUGCCACGGCCCGCGGUGACAAGGGCGGAUACAAGUCGCGACUCGACCUGGAAGACGACGGCCAGCAUCUUCGCCCGCAUAGCAGCGGUGACCGAUCGGCGAGUCCUGCUUCGUCCCUCAACGCGUCCGUGCCAAUGUUCCCGGCCAGCAGGGAGCAAAGUCCCUUCCGAUCUGCUUCCCCGGUUCCGAGCAUGGAAUCACAUGGAGCCGCACCACCCUCCUACCGGCAGGUCAACAAUUCAAGGCUAUGA
Molecule: messenger RNA, 2136 nt
Organism: Pochonia chlamydosporia 170
Lineage: Eukaryota; Fungi; Ascomycota; Sordariomycetes; Hypocreales; Clavicipitaceae
Exons: 2
Coding region: 1-2136 (711 amino acids)
Biological process (GO): transmembrane transport; fungal-type cell wall biogenesis
Source: RefSeq, a predicted model, not a curated record